Molecule: messenger RNA, 3297 nt
Organism: Emiliania huxleyi CCMP1516
Lineage: Eukaryota; Haptophyta; Isochrysidales; Noelaerhabdaceae
Exons: 13
Coding region: 1-3228 (1075 amino acids)
Biological process (GO): potassium ion transport; protein autoprocessing
Molecular function (GO): protein binding; voltage-gated potassium channel activity
Source: RefSeq, a predicted model, not a curated record
AUGAAGCCGAUCCUCGUAGCCUUUGUCGCGUUACUCCCUCCCGGCGCGUCGGCGCAGACUACCUUUGCCAACAAGCCCGACCUGCAGACCGCGGCCGACCUGUGUGUCGACUCGUGGUGCGAGAAUAACGGCGGCGGCGGCUCCACGAGCACGACCGGCAAGAGCACGUGCAACCCCGACAUUGGGUCGUGGGUCACGUCGGCAGUCACCACCAUGCUCGCCAUGUUCCACGGCGCCUCCUCCUUCGACCAGGACAUCUCCUCGUGGGACACGUCGUCGGUCCUCGGCAUUACCGGCAUGUUCGACGGCGCCACCUCCUUCGACAAGGACAUCUCAUCGUGGGACGUGUCGGCGGCCCUCGACAUGGCACACAUGUUCCUCGGCGCCACCUCCCUCAGCGACUGCAACAAGGCGCUCAUCCACGCCAGCUUCGACGCACAGACGAGCGCGUGGCCCUACUCGUGGGGCUCGCUUGCGUGCCCUCCCUCGCCGCCGGCCUCGCCGCCCUCGCCGCCCUCGCCGCCCUCGCCGCCCUCGCCGCCCUCGCCGCCAACCUCGCCGCCAUCACCUCCGCCGCCGCCCACCGCCCCGCCCUCCGCCCCGCCCACGCCGCCGCCGCCAACGUCGCCUUCACCUGACGUGGACCCGCCGUGCUUCCCGAGCUCUGCGACGGUGCAGCGCGCCAACGGCGAGACCGCCCUCCUCUCCUCCCUCUCCGCCGGCGACUCGAUCCUCGCUGCUGCGGCCGACGGCACCCUCGCUUUCGAUGGCGUGUAUAGAGUGUUCAUCUGCACCCUCGGCUUCGACGUCGUCUCCUCCUUCUCGCUGGCCAACCCGUCCGCCAAGGCGGCAUUCCUCUCGCUCGCCACCGCGACGGCGACGGUCACGCUCACCUCGGUGCACAAGCUGCCCGCCGGCCCGGCAAAGGCGCUCAAGCAGGCGUCCGAGGUUGCCGUCGGCGAGACGGUCUGGAUCGCGUCGCCAGCCGCGGGCACGCUCGCGCCCGUCCUCGGGAUCGCCUCGGUCGAGGCCGAAGGGCUGCACAGCCCGCUCACCAAGCACGGCGGCUGGCCAAUCGUCGACGGCGUCGCGACCUCGUACAACAGUGUCUUUGCGCUGCAGCUGGCCGCAACCUCGCUCUACAUUGUCGUCUACGCGGCGGGCGCCAGCGCACAGCGGAGAGAGAGGAGACGCAAGCACGAUCGGCUGCUGCGAGAGGCGCCCGAGGACGCGGAUCGGCUCGCAGUUUCGUUGCUGGACGUGAAGGCGCUGCGGGCCGUGCCAUUUCGGCUCGACCACCCACUCAACCUGCUGCUGCACCUCCUCCUCGCGACUGCACUGCCGAUGCUCUGCGAGGUGGUCGAGGCGGCAAUCUACCCGGACGGCGGCGAAGGGCGGUUUGAGCUAGUUGAGGCCGUCAACUGCCUCCGGCUGCUGCUCCUCGUCUCGUUUGACUCCGCCAUCUGCACGCUGUCUCGCAACCUCGCCGUCCCGCACCUCCUCUCCUUUGUGGUGGCCAAGAUGUCGGUGCUCCUCCUCAGCAUCCAUGUCGCCGCCUGCCUCUUCUGGUCCCUCUCCCGCGCCAACCAUUUCGACCCGGCCGCCACGUGGGUCGGGGCUCACGCGCCGGACCUCGAGGCCGCGCCCAAGGCCAGCCAGUACUUGGCCAGCCUCUACUGGUCCACCAUCACGGCGUCGACCGUUGUGUACGGCGACUUCUAUCCCGUCGGCGAGGCCGAACAGGCGCUGACGGUCAUCUUCGUGCUGGUCAACAUCUGGCUACUCGCGGGCAUCGUCGGCGGCAUCUCCGCGCUGGCGUCGAUGUCCGACACCGACAUGGCCGAGAGCCGGCACACGAUCAGCUCGUUCGAGCGCCUACUCUCGGAGGAGCGCGCCCCCGCCGCCGCCGGACACUUGAAUGCCGAGGGCUUCUGCCCGGAGCGCAUCUCUCCGGACGUCGUCCUCGCCACGCGCGAGUACCUCCGCCUCUCCCUUGAAUCUGCUCGCGCCAACGUGGACUCUCUGCCCGCGUCCGUCCGCCUGUCGAUCCGGACGCAGCGCUUCGGCGACGCGCUCGCCUCGCAGCCGCUGCUGCGAGGAUUGUCUCGCCGCUUCGUCGCCGACUGCGUGGACCGGGUGGCGGAGGACGCCUUUGUGUCUGGCAUGACCAUCCUACGCGCCGAGGAUAUCCCGAACCGCCUCUGCAUCAUCCUCGAGGGCAGCGCGCAGCUGCAGGUGGCGGGCGGUGCGGAGGGGCGGCUCGAGACCGUCGCCGUGCUGCGGCCCGGCGCCGCCUUUGGAGCGGGAGGCUUCCUCUGCUCGGCGCGGCAGCCGUGGGAGGAUCUGCACAAGCUUCGCCGCAACCUGCAGCGCUCGAUCGAGCAGCUGAGCGUGGCCGCGGAGGAGGCGGCGGCGGCACAUGCGGGCAGCGGCGCCGUCUCUCCGCCUGACGACGUCGCUCCGCCAGCAGCCACGCGCCAGGCGCCGACCAAGGUGCGAGCGCUCCGCAUGGCGCUCGAGCCCACGGCGCGCGUCUCGGCGGAGGCGGCGCGGCAGUUCGCCGCGGCGGCGCGCGUCCUUCUCGACGAUCUCGGCCGCGACUCGGCGCGCGCGGAAGAGGCGCUCUCCGCUCUGGUCUGCCACCUGUCUUCGAUCGGGGACGACGUGGAGCUCUCCCGGGUCCUUGAUUUGGUGCCCAUCUCCGACAUCCCCACGGACUAUGACGGCCGCGCGGGCCUCCAUCUCGCCGCGGCGAACGGGCAGGACGCGUGCGUCCGCGCGCUGGUGCGGUGCGGCGCGCAGGUCAACAUCAUCGACCGCUUCGGGCGCACGCCUCUGGCGGAGGCGGCGCGCGGUCAGAGGUACGAGACGGGUGCGGUGCUCAACUCCCGGGACGGCACGGCGGCGCUGCUGGUCGAGCACGGCGGGCGGCUGAUGCUGUCCGAGCGCGCAACCGCGACGAAGCUGUGCGACGCGGCGAGCAGCUCCGACCACAACCUCAUCCGGUCGUACCUCCGGGCGGGCGCCAACCCGGACGCCGCCGACUACGACAGGCGCACCGCCCUCAUGCUGGCCGCGGCGGGCGGCGAGUAUGGCAUCUGCCGCAUGCUCAUCGAGCACGGGGCCGACGUGCGUGCGCAGGACCGCUGGGGGCACACCGCACUCGACGAGGCCAAGGCCAACCGGCAUUUGGGCGCACUGUGCGAGCUGCUCGCGUGGCGAGAGUGAGUCGCUUCACUGGCGCGACCGAUUUCGGUGGUUUUCAAUUCCAACACGCAACGGCGGCCCGCGUGGUGU